GUCCGUUGCUCUUAUGGUUCCGGUAGACACAGAGUGACGCCCAUGCGGAGGAGGAGGUCACAUCCCACAACAAACUCUCAUCCUGGUCGCGAACUCACCUGUCAGAGUCCCUCAUGCUGCUGGUUCGGCGUUCGGCAGUAGGUUUCGGCGGUGUGGCUCGAUGGGGACUGCGCUGUCUAUGCUCCGGUGACGCAGCGGGCCGGUACCGGGACACUGUGCUGCUGCCCCGCACCGACUUCCCCAUGAGAGUGAACGGGCCGAAUCUACUGGAGCGAGAGAUCCAGAUCCAGCAGAAAUGUGGUUUUGACCAGCUGUACACAUGGCAGAGAGAGAAAAAAGCUAAAAAGGAGUACUGCCUUCAUGAUGGACCACCGUAUGCCAAUGGGGACCCGCAUGUUGGACAUGCUCUCAAUAAGAGAAAAAAAUUGUACUCUGUAGUGAAGCGAGCUGAUAAUGAGCAGCUCCUCCUAGUGGCCUCAGAGCGCAUCAACAGCCUCGCCUCUAUACUGAAGACAAAUCUAGAAAGUUUGGCUACAUUCACAGGGUCAGACCUCGAAGGUGGAGUCUGUCAGCAUCCCACAAUUCCUUCAAAACAAGUGCCUUUGUUGCCGGCUAAUCAUGUGACCAUGACUAAGGGAACAGGAUUGGUCAACACAGCUCCUGCCCACGGCAUGGAGGACUACAGUGUUGCUACACACUUUAAUCUGCCAGUAGAGUGCAUGGUGGAUGAGGAGGGCAGAUUUACAGAACUGGCUGGGCCUGAACUGCAGAAGAAAUCUGUGAUGACUGAAGGCAAUGCCACAGUAAUCUCAAUGCUGCAGGCAGCGGGUGCCGUUGUGAAAGAGGAGGACUGUGUUCACAGUUACCCAUAUGACUGGAGGACCAAACAGCCAGUCGUGAUCAGAGCCAGUAAACAAUGGUUUAUUAACACAGCCAGCCUCAAAGACAAAGCUAAGGACGCCCUGCAGAAGGUGCGUGUGAUACCCGAAUCGGCGAGGUCCAGUUUGUUGGCAAUGUUGGACAGAAGAACAUACUGGUGUAUAUCUCGGCAGAGGAGCUGGGGCGUCCCCAUCCCAGUGUUCUACCAUAAAGAUACUGGAGAGCCACUCUUAAACAAACAUUCAGUGACACACAUCGCUAAAGUUUUCUCUGAGAAGGGGAGUGACAGCUGGUGGACGGAGCCAGCAGAGACAUUUCUGACUCCAGAGGUUCUUCAGAAGAGUAAAGCAGGUGCGGUAUCUGAUUAUGUACGGGGUGAAGAUGUCCUGGAUAUCUGGUUUGAUAGCGGGGCCUCAUGGGCCGCUGUGCUCCCGGAAUCAGACCCGCGUGCAGACUCAUAUGUGGAGGGGAAAGAUCAGGUCGGCGGUUGGUUUCAGUCGUCUCUCCUCACCAGUGUAGCUGUUCGGAAUAAAGCCCCUUACAAAGCUCUGGUGGUCCAUGGAUUUGCUGUGAGUGAGAGAGGAGAAAAAAUGUCUAAGUCCGUAGGCAACGUGAUCGACCCAGAUGUUGUUAUUAAUGGAGGGAAGGACUUGUCUGUCUCUCCUCCAUAUGGUGCUGAUGUUUUGAGAUGGUGGGUUGCAGAGUCAAACGUGUUUUCUGAAGUUCAGAUCGGACCGAACACACUAAACGCUGCUAAAGACAGCAUCAACAAGCUGAGGAACACACUGAGGUUUCUCUUGGGGAAUCUCCAGGGUUUUGAUCCUCGUUCCCAGGCCGUGGACCCUAAACAAAUUCACUACAUAGAUCAGUUCAUGCUGCACGUGCUCAGAGAGUUCAGCAUGAAGGUAACGGAUGCUUACAGUGAGUUUGACAAUGGCCGUGUUAUCCGUCUGCUGCAAUCCUUCAUCACUAGAGAUUUAUCUAACUUCUAUUUCAGCAUCAUUAAAGAUCGGCUGUAUUGUGACCCUGAGAACUCCCUUGGUCGGAGGUCGUGUCAGACAGUUUUAGAAGAGAUUCUGGAUGGAGUGAGUCGUUGUAUCGCUCCUGUACUCCCUCAUCUUGCUGAGGAGGUGUACCUACACGCUCCUGGACAUGAUGAGGGUGACACUUUGUUUCGUAGCGGUUGGAUUAAGACCAGUUCUGUUUGGCGGAGGCCAGGACUGGAGGAAGCAGUGGAGGGUGCGUGUGCUAUCAGAGAUUCCUUCCUGUCUUCUAUUCCGGGACGUAAUGCUGCUGAGUAUGAGCUCAUCAUUGCCAUUGAGCCCAGCCUGUUCUUUGAGCUCAUGGAGUCUCUUCAAGAGGAGCCCACUUCCACCUGCUCCCAGCUGACAGAGCUCAUGAUGGCCUCACGCACGACUCUGGCAAGCUCUCUCCCGCGGGAUUUGCCAUCGGAUGCCAUCACAAGCACAGGAACCUUCCUCAUCAACCUGGAAGGGGGCAUGAUCCGGGAGGAGAGUACAUACAUCGUAGCUGCGAUGCCCACCUCUCUAUCACACUGUCCGAGAUGUCGACGAUACACAUCAGAUGAGCCAGACUGCCUCUGCCCACGAUGCCAGACCGUGCUGGAAAACGCCAAGUAAUCACCCUGACUGUUGCCUUCCUUCUCCUCCUCCUCUGGUAAAAAAGAUUGCAAGGGCUAACAUGGACCAGAAUGAAGCGGCGAUUGUAACAGGCAGAAAGUUGUCUGAAGGUGUGGGAGAGGGGGACCGUGUUUCUCAGGGGUCAGACGGGAGAUGAACUGUUAUAAAUGAACAAAGGAGGAAUUUGGAAGGAAAAACCAAACAGGAGAUUCAUCUGAGACAAAAACGUCCACAAAAAAACAGAUUCAGAUCAUACUUACAAUAUGAGCACUGACCUGGGAUCUGACAGAUUUGAAUAGUGCAGUUCUCUGCUACAAGUUUAAGCAAACUGAUUCAGUACACUGAAAAGGGCCUUGGUGUAUGUGUAUGUCCAUGCGUGCUUGUUUUUGUGGUGGGUGAAAGGUUUGGUUGACACGUCUAUCUUUAUUUUUAUGUAUAUUCAAGUCAUGAAGGGGUAUGUUUUAGGGCUGGGCGAUAUGGCAAAAAUGUAAUCUCGAUAAAUUUUUCCCAUAUUGAACGAUAACGAUAUAUAUUUCGAUAUAAGUUGUUAAUGCUUCCAGCUUUAAAAGAGUAUCC
Molecule: messenger RNA, 3095 nt
Organism: Sinocyclocheilus rhinocerous
Lineage: Eukaryota; Metazoa; Chordata; Actinopteri; Cypriniformes; Cyprinidae
Product: isoleucine--tRNA ligase, mitochondrial-like
Exons: 19
Coding region: 114-2519 (801 amino acids)
Biological process (GO): mitochondrial translation; isoleucyl-tRNA aminoacylation
Cellular component (GO): mitochondrion
Molecular function (GO): isoleucine-tRNA ligase activity; tRNA binding; aminoacyl-tRNA deacylase activity
Source: RefSeq, a predicted model, not a curated record